Lachancea lanzarotensis is the source of this 1710-nucleotide messenger RNA. RefSeq names its product LALA0S01e04852g1_1 (gene TPO4). Gene Ontology annotation, molecular function: spermidine transmembrane transporter activity; spermine transmembrane transporter activity. The record is from RefSeq and is a predicted model, not a curated record. The coding region runs from base 1 to 1710 and encodes 569 amino acids. The transcript has a single exon. Gene Ontology annotation, biological process: spermidine transport; spermine transport; transmembrane transport. Lineage: Eukaryota; Fungi; Ascomycota; Saccharomycetes; Saccharomycetales; Saccharomycetaceae. Gene Ontology annotation, cellular component: membrane.
AUGACCUCUCACAGCACCGAAACACCUGAACAGCUCCCGGACAAGCCAAUUGACCCCCGCCAGCUGGACUGGGACGGUCCUCUUGACACCGACAACCCACACAACUGGCCCACCUGGCGAAAAUGGUUCACCACGAUGUCCGCAGCGGUGUUGUGUCUAGUGGUGACAAUGGGUUCGUCGCUGUACGUGAACGGUGUGCCACGUAUGGUGCUCGAGUACGGCUACGAUCAAACGCUGGCGAUUUCCGGGCUCACCUUCUAUCUGCUCGGACUUUCCACGGUCAUUGGAGCUCCACUGUCCGAGGUUUUUGGGCGGAAAAUCAUCUACAUCGUUUCUUUGCCCGUUUCGAUGCUGUUCACAAUGGGAGUGGCACUUUCCGGCGGCCAUCUGCGUGUGGUGCUGCCCGUGCGGUUCUUUUCGGGUGUUUUCGCUUCGCCUGCACUUUCAGUGGCUUCCGGUACCAUCAUGGAUAUAUGGGACCAGGACGAAGUCUCCGUGGCCAUGUCGUUUUUCUGUCUGGCACCCUUCUUGGGUCCUAUCAUUAGCCCCAUCAUUGCGGGUUUUGCUACCGAAAAGGAAGGCUGGAGAUGGGCCACUUACAUCCAGCUUUUCGCCGGUGGGUUGAUCCUGCCCUUCUUGGUGUUGAUGCCCGAGACCCACAAGGGCGUCAUUCUCAUAAAGAGAGCCCGUAAGCGGAAAGUCAAUCUCAUCGAACCGUCAGCCCAGGCCAAGAAGGACUUCCUCAAACUGACCCUGACCAUCACCGUUUUCAGACCCAUCAAAAUGCUGGUAGUGGAGCCCACGGUGCUGUUCUUCUCGAUCUACGUUGCUUUCAUUUUUGCAGUUUUGUUUGCCUUUUUCGAAGCCUAUCCUGUCAUUUUCCGCGGUGUUUACCACAUGAGCACCGGAGUGGCCGGUUUGGCGUUCAUCGGAAUCGGUAUCGGAUUGUGGUUGGGCUCGUUGUUCUACAUUCUCUAUGAUCGCCGUUACUUCUUCCCAAAAGCGCCCGCCGGCACGCCUCCUUUGGUCUCCAGCUCUUCCAAACGUACCAGGCCCCUCAGAGGCCAUAGAGAUCCUGAAACUGGCGAGCUUAUGGUGCUCAAACCAGAAAAGCUGCUUGAUAUUUGCAAAAUCGGCUCAAUAGCGCUUCCAAUUAGUCUUUUCUGGCUUGGGUGGACCGGACGUGCGAGUGUUCAUUGGAUGGCCCCAAUGGCAGCAGGCGUGCCAUUUGGAUUCGGUCUGAUUCUGAUUUUCUUCAGUGUCAUCAUGUAUUUCUCAACCUGCUAUCCACCACUAUUCGUGGCCUCGGCAUUAGCUGCCAACAACUUACUGCGGUACGUCACUAGCUGUGUCUUCCCGCUGUUCACAAUUCAGAUGUACGAAAAGCUGAAGAUAAGUUGGGCCAGCUCAUUAUUCGGCUUCAUUUGCAUUGCCAUGAUUCCAAUACCGUGGAUCUUUGCCAGAUACGGUGAGACCAUGCGUCACAACUCGACUUUUGGAUUCAACGCAUUGAAGCAAGAAGCUGACGAUGACAAGAACUCUGAAAAUGCUGUUUCUACGCUUCAUGACUCCCAAGAAGCCCUCAAUGACAAGAACAGAUCUGCAAAUCGUGAUCCUGAACCGGCAAAUGACACUCGUUCAUCGCACACCCGUACUUCCACCGCAGAGACUGCUGCUUCCCACCAAGUUUCAAAAUACUCUCUUGUUUAA